Messenger RNA from Entamoeba dispar SAW760, 1119 nucleotides. RefSeq lists its product as uncharacterized. The transcript has a single exon. The coding region runs from base 1 to 1119 and encodes 372 amino acids. Lineage: Eukaryota; Evosea; Mastigamoebida; Endamoebidae. The record is from RefSeq and is a predicted model, not a curated record.
AUGAACUAUAACGUUAUUAAAGCAUUAGAUCAAGAAGAAACAGGUGACCUUAUUAAAUACUUUAAUUAUACAGAUGGAAUACUUGAAGCUAAUUCAGGUGUUCAUGAUAAUAAAUGUUUAUCAAUUGAUUCAUCUGAUCCACCAUGUCCUGUACAAAAAGGAAUGUAUACUAAAGUAAAAUUAACAGAUGAAUCAAUUCAAAUUACAAAUAUAGAUAAAUCAUCUAUUACAGCAUUAGUUAGAAUUCAAAUUAAACCAACAGAACAAUUUUGGACACAAAUAAGUGAUACACAAGAAGGAGAUAUUUCAGCAUUUCAAACAGGAAGAUUAACAGCAAUAGAAUAUUUUGUAGGAUUAAAAUCAUCAACACAUUUAUUUGAUGCAUAUAGAGUAUAUUCAAGAAAUAAGAAAACAGCAUGUGAACAAACAGAAGCAUUAUAUGAAAAUGCAGCUAUUAGAAUGUUAAAAGCACAAGAAGAAUUAGAUUAUAAACCAGGAAUUUAUACACAAUGGGAAUCAGCAUAUAAUCAUGAAGAUAAUGUAUGUGGAUGUUAUUUUAAUCUUCAAGAAAUUAUUAAAUCACCAAACAAUACAAUUGAAAAAGAAUUUGAAGUAAUUAUUCCAAUAGAUGAUUUAUUACCAUUUGCUGCCAUGAAAAUGUUUCCUAAUGCAUUAUUUGGAAAUUUAACACUUGAAGUUAAAAUGGCAAUUCAACAAAAUUUUGUUAUUUGUCAAUGUAAUCAAGGUGUUAUUGCAAAUAAAAUUACCAAACAAAUAAAUUCACCAGUUAAAGGAAAUUCAUUAGUAGUUACAAUUGGACUUGAUCAAAUGAAAGAACGUGAUUAUUAUGGUGUAUUAAAUAGUAAUCAUGAAAAUUGUUCAUUUACACAAAUUGGAGAUACAUUUAUUACAUCAAUAAUGUCAUUACAGAAAGAUAAUAAUCACGAAUUAGGUGUUCUCACACCAAAAAAUAUCAAAAGUUGUUUUACUAUCACAGAUGGAAGUUUAAGAUAUUGUAGAACAAAUAUUAAUGGAUUUAAUAUUAAAGAUAGUAUAUUAAAUGAAUUAAUAACAAAAUAUUCAUCAAAAGAAUUAAUUAUUCCUUCUCAAAUAUGUUGA